GGCGAAUGGGUACAAAGCCGACCGGGCGGCAGAGGAGAGUUUUCCGCGCCGCGGCUGCGAGCGGCAGGGCUUUGCUCGAAGGGGCGGCGGCGGCGGAGGAGGAGGAGGAGAUCCAGAAGCCAGACCACCCUAUGGCUCCCUCCGCGGACUGAGUCUCCCCUUCCCGCUCCUCCCCUUGGAUGCCCUUCUUCCCGGCUCCUUCUUCCACCGCUUUCCUCCUCCUCCUUCGCCAUGCACCCGGUGCCCAAGGACACCACCUUCACCAAGAUCUUCGUCGGGGGGCUGCCCUACCACACCACCGACGCCUCGCUGAGGAAGUACUUCGAGGGCUUCGGAGACAUCGAGGAAGCCGUGGUGAUCACCGACCGGCAGAGCGGCAAGUCCCGCGGAUACGGAUUCGUGACCAUGGUGGACAGAGCCUCCGCUGAGCGGGCGUGCAAGGAUCCCAAUCCCAUCAUCGAUGGGCGGAAAGCAAAUGUCAACCUCGCAUAUCUGGGAGCAAAACCAAGGAGUAUUCAAACCGGUUUCACUUUAGGGGUGCAGCAGUUACAUCCAGCUCUUAUUCAGCGACCUUAUGGGCUUGCACAUCACUUUAUCUACCCUCAAGCGAUCGUUCAGCCAAGUGUGGUCAUCCCAACCCCGGUACAGUCCAUCACCUCUCCGUACAUAGACUACACGACCGCGAGCCAAGCCUACUCUCAGUUCACCGCUGCUGCCUACGACCAGUACCCCUACGCUGCCUCCCCAGCCACCGGCUUCAUGGGAUACGGCUACACAAGCGCUGUUCAACAACCGCUCACAGCUGCCAACCCGCCAGUUGGGGGGCCCACGGCUUUUCUGCAGUAUCAGCCGACGCAACUACAGCCUGACCGUAUGCAAUAGAAGCCCUGGCUUUGGACCCUGCCCAUCACCCCUGCUGGGAAGGCUGCUGUUUUCUGACCAUGAUGGAAUAGAAUGAUACAAAGAAUGAUGAUGAUGGUGGUAGAAAUCUAUGAAAUGACACAAGAAAGCAAACUUUAAGAAAAGCUUUUUAAAACAACCACAACCAUAUUAAGAAGAAUGCAUAGCAAUACCUAAGCUAUUUAUAGUGUUACAGGAAAGGGGUUUAAAAAAUGCAAAAGAGACUUACAUGUGCAACAGUGAACUUUGGGGUAAGCUCUUUCUCUCUCUGUUUUCUAAACCAAGACAAAUAUUAUUGUAAGGACGGACUAGAAAUUACUUUUUCUCUCUUAAAAGUGAAAACUACAGGUUCUGGCAUAUGUGCAGCUAUCUAGUUCCAUCAAGUAAUCGUUUUCCUUCUCCUGCUACUGAAGAUGUUCCAUGCGCACCUUCUUAUGCACUGUUUACCCCUUGCGCCCAGCCGCCUUUGAACUCUAUAGUUCGAUCAUUUACCCUCUUCGCAGAAGGUACUUCAAGAAAUGAAGAGGAAAAAAAGCAAAUGCUUUCUCUUUUGGCUUGUAUUAAAACUUUAUGAUACUCAGAUGCCUUACAGGAAAAAAGAAGAACCUAUUUUUAAUAUUUAUUGUGAUCUCUUUAUUCACAGAAACUGUGAAUUGCAGGUGAAAGAAUAGUAGUAUCUGCCUUGUUUAAUUCUCAACUAAAUUAUUGUAUGUAGAUGGGAAAGGAAGUUGCUAAGUAACUGCUAAAUCACUUUUCAACAUGCAAAAAGGGAAUAUUAGCUUUAAGGACGGUGGAAUAUUCCUUCAGUCAACGCACUGUAAUUUUUCUUAUUGUUAAUUGUUACUCUUAAGAUUAUCUCAAAGUUUUAGGUAUAUUUUUAAAGCAGAAAAAGAAGAAAAAGAAUAUUGAACGUAUUGUCUACUUUGAUAGAUCUUUUGUCUAUAAUGCUGCAAAGUCUAGAGAAAUUUUACAGUAUUUAUAUAAAAGUAAAAUGGGAUCAUGGGCCACCCAUGCUUAGAAGAAUGCCCGGAAUGGAGCAGAGUCCUACAAUGGUGUUACACACUUAACAAAAGGGUUUAAAAAGUGAAACAAAACGGAAAAAACCUGGUGGUACAAACCACAACGUAAAAGACAGUGUACGCUCUAAGUGCAUUUUUACAAAGAAGAGCAAUAAACUAUUUUGAUUUUUAAACCAA
Messenger RNA from Anolis carolinensis (green anole), 2096 nucleotides. RefSeq names its product RNA binding motif protein 38 (gene rbm38). Lineage: Eukaryota; Metazoa; Chordata; Lepidosauria; Squamata; Anolidae. The record is from RefSeq and is a predicted model, not a curated record. Bases 232 to 882 code for a protein of 216 amino acids. The transcript is spliced from 4 exons. Gene Ontology annotation, biological process: regulation of RNA splicing. Gene Ontology annotation, cellular component: nucleus; cytosol. Gene Ontology annotation, molecular function: mRNA 3'-UTR binding.